CAACCAUUGCCAGAUGCUCACAAUGACGCCCGUUUUAUCGGUAUCUGGAAUGCCAUCAUUGUCGCAGUUGAUCACAUGAGAGGCAAGUAUCUUCUCAACACCGCACAUUCGAACCGCCGCAUGAGCGUGGCAAGGCCGCCAGUACAAACUGUCGAGAGGUGUUAUGGCCCGCUACGAUGUGACGGGAGCCGUUUCUCCUGA
Messenger RNA from Neurospora hispaniola, 201 nucleotides. RefSeq lists its product as uncharacterized. The record is from RefSeq and is a predicted model, not a curated record. The transcript is spliced from 2 exons. The annotation marks the transcript as partial. NCBI's taxonomy places the organism in Eukaryota, Fungi, Ascomycota, Sordariomycetes, Sordariales, Sordariaceae.